Neoarthrinium moseri is the source of this 1413-nucleotide messenger RNA. RefSeq lists its product as uncharacterized. The transcript is spliced from 4 exons. The coding region runs from base 1 to 1413 and encodes 470 amino acids. The record is from RefSeq and is a predicted model, not a curated record. NCBI's taxonomy places the organism in Eukaryota, Fungi, Ascomycota, Sordariomycetes, Amphisphaeriales, Apiosporaceae. Gene Ontology annotation, molecular function: monooxygenase activity; oxidoreductase activity, acting on paired donors, with incorporation or reduction of molecular oxygen; iron ion binding.
AUGCCCUCACUAGUGCUGUUGAGCGUCUUGGCCGUCGUGGCUCUGUCGCUUGCAGUCGCAUUCUAUCGUGUCACACUCCAUCCUUUGGCCAGGAUACCAGGUCCCGGUAUAGCCGCGGUCACCAGCUUCUGGCAAGCGCAUCAUGUACGCAAUGGCCACAUGCGUGAACUAGCCAAGACCUUACACAAGACGUACGGUCCAGUUGUUCGGGUCGGCCCCAAUGAGGUCUGGUUUGACUCGAAAGAAGCCGUGGAUGUCAUUUAUGAGACAAACAAAGAGCGCUAUCGCUUCCAGAGACGGAGCCUCGGUCCAGUCUAUUCCAUCGCCAACGUGAAGAAGUAUGAGGCAGUAGUAGACGCGGUUCUUGACAGAUUCGUGGGAAAACUGAAAACCUUCAAUGGCAAGGUAGAAGUUGACCUGGCAGAGUGGAUGCAUAUUCUAGCCCUCGAAACGCUCGGCAGUGUGGUCUUGGAUUGGAGUCCUGGCCAGAUCGAGGCAGGGUCAGAUGAGGGAAUGCUCUCUGGCACCUGCACUACAUGGAAAGCUUGUAGUGUGCUUGGUUUGUUUAGCCCAAUCGUUAUGGUCGGGGGGCUCGUCUCUCCGUUGAAGUACCUGUUUCCGGUGUUGGCUGGAUUGGUGCCCUUGCUCGGGCCAGGUGGUGAUGGUCAUUGGCGCGUUAUUGGCGAGAUAAUCAACAGAAGACUCAGAGAAGGCUCGCCACAGGGCCGAAGACCCGAGGGAGAUAUCUGCGACGAUAUAUUCUACAUGCGACUGAAGAAGUCCGAAUUCACCAGAGCGGAUCAUGUGGGCAUGUUGUUCCAAAACUUUACAGCUGGCCACGAUACUAUAGGCGCAGUCAUGACUGCGGCGUUGGCCCUUUCGUGCACAGACUCCCGAACCCAGAGCGAGAUCAAAAAGGAAUUGAUUGAUGCCACCAAUCCCACACUUUUUGAUAAUACGAAGCUGCUGAAGUACACACAGGCUUGUAUAAAGGAGUCGCAGAGAUUAUACCCAGUAAUUUCCAUGUCGCUGAUGCGGGCAGUGCCGUGGACAGGGCUCAAUUUGCAUGGAUACUAUUUUCCCCCGGGAACGACCGUUGGUUGCAACCCCACGGCUUAUCACCAUAACACGGCAGUAUUCGGAGAAAACGCGGGUUCAUUCAACCCAGAUCGUUGGCUAGGUUCGCCUGAGGCGCAUGUAAAUCUGGAUCAUGCUGCCUUAACAUGGGGAGGAGCAAACCGGCGGUGUCCUGGGCAGCAUCUGGCGCAGCUGAUUUGCAGCAAAGCAUUCGCCAGGUUGAUGAAAGACUUUGAUAUCAGAGUGGAAAGGCCAGAUGACCGAGAUAUUCCGUUUUAUUUCUUGGCUACGAUGACUGGGAUAAUUGGAGACUUUGCAAAGGCCAAAAUGGCAUAG